This is a messenger RNA of Solea senegalensis (Senegalese sole), 3635 nucleotides long. RefSeq names its product neuroligin-3-like. Gene Ontology annotation, cellular component: cell surface; postsynaptic specialization membrane; synapse. The coding region runs from base 493 to 3048 and encodes 851 amino acids. Gene Ontology annotation, molecular function: neurexin family protein binding; signaling receptor activity. NCBI's taxonomy places the organism in Eukaryota, Metazoa, Chordata, Actinopteri, Pleuronectiformes, Soleidae. The transcript has 8 exons. The record is from RefSeq and is a predicted model, not a curated record. Gene Ontology annotation, biological process: modulation of chemical synaptic transmission; neuron cell-cell adhesion; presynaptic membrane assembly.
CAACAACAACAACAACAACAACAAAAAAGAAGAUAACAACAUUAAAACAACGCGGGGAGAAAUCCACUGAGAGGAUCACGACAUGUGCCGUCGCUUCACAGGAAGGUCACUCCCGACAAACAUAAGCAGUGCGCGGACUGUGUGCGGAUAUUUGGAGUAAAUGCACUCCGCUGCAAUUGAAAGACCACAACACACAGUGAGACAUUGACCCGGCUUUUUAUUCCAAGAAACGCGGCAUGGGGGAAUUACAUCCCGACAAGGCAGCACAGGCUAGAAGAUCUGACGAGCGAAAGGAGGACGGCGACUGAGAAGCCUGCAGGAGAGAGGAACUGCAUAAGUGGCUGGUUCUCCGCGUCCGUAAGCCGGCAGGCUCCCGUUUUGCAGCUGAUGACUGUCCUUCAGGUGGCUGGUCUGCAGGGCUGAGUGUGUUUGCUGAGGUGCUGCCCCAGCUUGUAUGUUGGUCACUUACAUUUGCACUCCCUCACAAGGACCAUGUGGUCUCUAAGGAGAAGUUGUCUCCCCUCACAGACCUGGAGCAGUUCCCACAGUUGCGCCAGUUUCAGCGUGUCCUUGUGGGUGUUAAGUUUUUGUUGGUCCUUUGCGGCCGUGAGAGGACAGAACUACCACCCUACCGUGAACACACAGUAUGGGAAACUACGAGGGGUGAGGGUGCCUCUGCUAAGUGAGAUCCUGGGGCCGGUGGAUCAGUAUCUGGGGGUUCCAUACGCUGCCUCCCCAGUGGGAGAAAAACGUUUUAUGCCUCCCGAGCCUCCUUCUUCCUGGUCAGGGAUCAAGAACGCCACCCACUUUGCUCCCGUCUGCCCUCAAAAUAUUCACAAUGCUGUGCCAGAGAUCAUGAUGCCAAUAUGGUUCACCUUCAACCUGGAUAUAGUUACCACGUAUAUACAGGAUCAACAUGAGGAUUGUCUGUAUUUAAACAUCUAUGUUCCAACAGAGGAUGUCAAAAGAAUAUCCAAGGAAUGUGCCAGGAAACCCAACAAGAAAAUGUGUAGAAAAGGAGGGGCCCAUGCAAAAAAACAGGGUGAGGAUUUAUCGGAUAACGACGGUGAUGAAGAUGAAGACAUACGAGACACUGGUGCCAAGCCCGUGAUGGUCUACAUCCAUGGAGGGUCCUACAUGGAGGGGACGGGCAACAUGAUCGAUGGGAGCAUCCUGGCCAGCUAUGGAAAUGUCAUUGUUAUCACUCUCAACUACCGCGUCGGAGUCCUCGGCUUCCUCAGUACUGGUGACCAGGCCGCUAAAGGGAACUACGGGCUCCUGGACCAGAUCCAGGCUUUGAGGUGGAUUAGUGAGAACAUCGGCUUCUUCGGUGGAGACUCCAACCGCAUCACUGUGUUUGGCUCUGGGAUUGGAGCGUCCUGUGUCAGCCUGCUCACCCUCUCCCAUCACUCUGAAGGUCUGUUCCACAGAGCCAUCAUUCAGAGCGGGUCAGCACUCUCAAGCUGGGCCGUGAACUACCAGCCAGUCAAGUACACUCGUCUCCUGGCAGAGAAGGUGGGCUGUAAUGUCCUGGACACCUUAGACAUGGUGGACUGUCUGAGGAAGAAGAGCUCCAGGGAGCUGGUGGAGCAGGACAUACAACCUGCGAGGUACCACGUGGCCUUUGGACCCGUGAUCGACGGCGAUGUUAUUCCUGAUGACCCCGAGAUCCUGAUGGAGCAGGGCGAGUUCCUCAACUAUGACAUCAUGCUGGGGGUGAACCAGGGCGAAGGGCUGCGGUUUGUGGAGAACGUGGUGGAUUCAGAGGAUGGCGUGUCUGGAAAUGACUUUGACUUCUCCGUCUCAGACUUUGUGGACAGUCUGUACGGGUACCCCGAGGGUAAGGACACACUGAGGGAGACCAUUAAGUUCAUGUACACAGACUGGGCGGAUAGAGACAAUCCAGAAACCAGACGCAAAACGCUGGUGGCGCUGUUCACCGAUCACCAGUGGGUCGAGCCAUCAGUGGUGACGGCCGAUCUCCACGCUCGCUAUGGCUCUCCCACCUACUUCUACGCCUUCUAUCACCACUGCCAGAGCCUGAUGAAGCCUGCCUGGUCCGAUGCCGCCCACGGGGAUGAAGUGCCAUACGUUUUUGGAAUUCCUAUGAUUGGUCCCACCGACCUUUUUCCCUGUAACUUUUCUAAGAACGAUGUCAUGCUCAGUGCCGUGGUAAUGACCUACUGGACCAACUUUGCCAAGACCGGGGAUCCCAACAAACCGGUUCCCCAAGACACCAAGUUCAUUCACACCAAGGCCAACCGCUUUGAAGAGGUGGCCUGGUCCAAGUACAACCCCCAGGACCAGCUGUACCUGCAUAUCGGCCUAAAGCCACGUGUGCGUGACCACUACCGUGCCACCAAAGUGGCUUUCUGGAAACAUCUAGUGCCCCACCUGUACAACCUCCAUGAUAUGUUUCACUACACGUCCACCACAACCAAAGUGCCCCCGCCAGAGACCACGCAGAACACUCUCUCCACCAAGAGGCCCAACGGGAAAACCUCCUGGCCAUUCAACACCAAGCGGCCUCCUAUGUCCCCGGCCUACAACAGCGAGGACGAAGACUCGACAGGCCCACUGGUGGUGGAGAAUCCACGGGAUUAUUCCACAGAGCUCAGUGUCACCAUCGCUGUUGGAGCUUCGCUGCUGUUCCUCAACGUGCUGGCCUUCGCAGCCCUCUACUACCGCAAGGACAAGCGGCGGCAAGACUCCGGCCAUGGGCAGCCCAGCCCACAGCGCCAGACCACCUCCAAUGACAUUGGCCACCACGCGCCCGAGGAGGAGAUCAUGUCGCUGCAGAUGAACCAGACGCACCAUGAGUGCGAGGCAGGGAAUAGCAACGAGGGGGCACUUCGCUUGGCCUCGCUGCCCGACUACACACUUACUCUGCGGCGCUCUCCUGACGACAUCCCCCUCAUGACCCCCAACACCAUCACCAUGAUCCCCAAUUCCCUGGUGGGAAUGCCCAACCUGCACCCCUACAACACCUUCACAACCGGCUUCAACUCCACCGGCCUGCCGCACUCCCACUCAACCACCCGUGUAUAGCUUUAGGAGGCCAUGGGCAGCUGGUGCAGGCGGGAAGGGGGAAGUGAAGGAGGAGGAGGACGAGCAGGCAGAUGAACAAAUGGAGGAGAAGAUUGUGUUUUAUAAAUAUCACAGGGAGGGGGAGGGGAAGGGCAGGAGUCAGAUUAAAAUGUGAAGAGAUUUAACUAGACUUUUACAAUGAGGAGAGUUGCUGAGAGCUCUCUGUGGAUGUCAAGUUGUGCAGAGCUGCCAAAAUCAAACUGCUUCCCUUCUCCUGAAAGGGGGAAGGGGGUUUUCUGCAGUGUUCUUUUCUAAAAUAAUCAUUUUAAAAGCCUUUUUAAGCAGACUGUGGAUAUAUCAACACUGUUUUUUUUCUUGAAUUCAUUACAGUUAUAAAGAAAAGUGCUUUUUAUUUUCCACCCCUUCCUCCUGCGGGAGACACAUCUAGAACAAUGGCCUCUAAGUCAGUAUUUGCAAAAUGUUUUUAAUUGCUUCUUUUUUGUUUUACGUUUCAAUGCCUUACAAAGCUCGUUCUGUUUUGUCAUUAUUUCUAUUCCCUCAGACUAUUCCAAGUGGACUGCAUUACAAGCAGAUGAGACUCAAAAGAU